Anolis carolinensis (green anole) is the source of this 1060-nucleotide messenger RNA. RefSeq lists its product as uncharacterized. The record is from RefSeq and is a predicted model, not a curated record. The coding region runs from base 140 to 856 and encodes 238 amino acids. The transcript has 6 exons. NCBI's taxonomy places the organism in Eukaryota, Metazoa, Chordata, Lepidosauria, Squamata, Anolidae.
GCCGCCCGGCGUCGGCCGCAACGGGCCGCGCUCCCCUUUUCCGAGGAAGAGAAGAAAGUUAAAGAAGGGGAAGUGGAGGGGAGGGGCCACUGAGACCCCCGAGGGGAGCCCCGAAGGAAGCCCAAGGAGUCCAGGCCGGAUGGGGGUCCUCCUCGGGGGCAAGAGCCCGGCGCCCUCCACCCUCCUGGCAGCCUUCGUCCUGAGCGUUUGCUUCUUCUCGACCGAAGCCUUCAUAAAGAGGACAGACAUCACGAUGGAUCCACCAAAUCCGGUGGCAGGAGGAAAAGUCCACCUCAUCCCACACGACUUAUCUCCCGCCCCAGUGAUCUGCCGCUGGUUCCGAGGAGAAGAUAUUCUAAAUAACACCAUUUUGAUCUUUUACUUCUAUCCAGAGCAUUUCAUUUGGAAUGCGACAGCCUUCACCUGGCGAGAGACCAUGAGGUCCAACUGCACCCUUGAGAUCGUAAACUUAAACUACAACGACACUGCGAACUAUACAGUCCUGAUAGAGGGGCCUUUGGGAUUUCGGAUGGGGAUCGUGGAACUUGUGAUUGAUGCUUCACCUCCUGUCGAACCUGGCAAGCAGUUCAGCUGCACAAUUGCUGGCAUUCUCCUUGCGACCCUAGGUUCCACAAUCAUUCUGACCACAGCGGUUGUCCUCAUUAAAGGUUCUCCUCGCUCAGAACUUCCAAGGGUGGCUGAAGAGAUCAGUCCCGGAGUCAAACAGGCAAGCCGAUACCAGGGUGGAAAAGGCAAGAAGUUUCCAUCUCCAGUGAAAGCCCAUGGUCCACAAGCUGUUGUCAAAGUGGAGGAUAGCAUGGAAUCUGGCGGUUGGUUGACAUAUUUUGUUGGAUAAUGCAUUACGAAGCCAACGCAGAAAAAAAUACAACCGACAACCAGCAAACAAGGAGAAUCUGCGGAAAAGUCAGAUCAUGGAAAAUCCCAUGGAUGUUGUCCAGGUUCCAGUUGAGAAAUCCGUCUCCACAACAUCAUCUGCUGCUUUGGCGGACCACGCAAUGACACGGCCUUGCUUGCAAAUAAAAUGGAAGAGAAACUAUAA